CAGCGCAGGGCCAGGGACCGGCUGGGCGCGGCGCCUUUAUCUGCAUGAUAUAAUUAUGCAAUUUGCGGGUGAUGCAAUCUACGGUGUAGUACACAUGUACCAUGGAGGAAGGUAAUCUUCAAAGCUAGCCUAGGCUUCACCAGCGCUUUGUUUCAGCCGGCCUCCGUGUGGCAUGUGUGCUUUCUUAGCACGUCGAUUCGAUAGUCUCAACGUGGAACUUCACUGGAAGGUUAUUCUAUAUUUUAUUUCAUAGGCCUACAUGUAUAGGCCUGUUUAUGAUCAGUGCCAAGGUUUCCCCAAAAUGGCUCACGUUCACCACGUUCAAAUCUUGGUCCAAAAUGGCACCAAGUAUCUGCAGAAGUUCACGCAAAAUGCCAACUUCCAGCUGUUUGCCUCACGUAAGAGCGCCAACCUCAGGCAGUGGGCUGUAAGGAGUGGGUCGAUUGUGUUCAUCAUCACCGACAAAGUCAAAAGAGAUGCUCUGAUGGGAGAUUCCUCAGCAGUGAGAGAUAGCAACGCACACCUGAAAAGUAAGCGUCGAAAAACUGAAGUGAGAUGUCAACCAGUUCCGGAAACGUUGGAGCCGGUUCACUUGCAGGCCUUACCAGAUCAUUGUUUUCUGGAACCGUCUGAAUUUUCAAAAUUGUACAACUUACCCUGUGGUACAGAUUGUCAAUCAAGGCAACACAGAGACACAGUUUUCAAUAUUGCAUUUGAAGUGAGGGAUGUCGGAGAAGCGUUGACCAGAGCUGCUACCAAUGGAGCAAAGAUACUGUGUCAGACUGCAGUUGUUAGCGACACAACGAACAACGGGCACGUGACCAUCGCUGCUGUUCAAUCCUGUGUCGGCAAUGUUGUCCACACGUUAGUCGACAGCUCUCACUACCACGGCGUGUUUCUGCCUGGGUUUGUUUCGACCAGGGAUCAUUCAGUAGAGAGUAGAUCUGACAUACCGCUCGCAAAUGGAGAACUCCCAGCAUGCCUUACAAGCCACAUUGAUCACGUGACCUUUGCCUGUCCAGUCGGUUCAUCCUCAGAAGUUCUCGGGUGGUACGAGAGAUGUUUUGGAAUGAAGCGAUUUCUUCUUACAAGUGAAGAAAGCGAAUCUGAAGGCUUCAUUGUUCGUGGCAAAAAUGUGGGACUCCGCCUGAAAGCCAUGGAGUACUGGCACUGUGCAGAAACCGGCCUGACGCUGCCAGCCAAACAGGAAAAGGAGGACGCCAGUUGGCCACGCCCACCCAUUGCCAAGUUUGUCAUUGCAGAGGCAUUGCCACACCAAGGCCCCAACCAAGUGGAGAGAUUCCUGCAGGAACAUGGGGGCGCCGGUAUCCAGCACAUCGGUCUCCACACACACGAUAUCCUCCAGGCAGUCAGCACUCUGCGCAAGGCCGGUCUCAAUUUCAUUGAUCCACCCCCAGCCUACUACACACAGGUUGGUAAACUGACUGAAAUCUCUCGCAUCCGAGAUGACCUAGGCCUCCUCCAGAGACUGGGUAUCCUCCUGGAUGAGGAGACAUGUCACGGUGACAGCGAUGACAAAGAAGGAAACCAAGAUGGGGACAAGAUGCAUCUUAGAAAAACUCGGAGCAAGUACCUGAUGCAAACGUUCACCAAGCCCAUCUUUGAACAGGACACAUUCUUUCUAGAGAUCAUCCAAAGACACGGUGCAACGGGAUUUGGAGCGGGCAACAUCAGGGCAUUGUGGAGGGCAGUGCAGUCUUACAUGUCUUUGACGACCUUUGACCCUUGUGUUGAGCAGAGGUUAUGCUCAGAUCACUUUGGGAGGAAAUUGGAUCCUUCCGUUGUUACUCUUAUCAAGGUCCACUGAAGAAAUUUAUUCUUGGCACAGUACGGUAGUGAUUUCUGGAUAUAAUUCGUCGGUAUUACCAUGAAGUGACGUAUCGUGGAGAAAGUCUUUGGAUGGCAUCUCACUUUGUGGUGCACCAAAACUAUCCGAUACAUCACUUCCUGGUGAAACUGACAAAUUUAUUUUUGAUCUUUUUCCUGUGUUAGUCACAUUUUUUGAAAGAGGAUAUCAUUGGAGUAUUUGUAACUUACCUCAAGCUCAAACUAUGGAUCAAAGAAUUGAAGGUUUGAAGCUGCGAUUUGAUAUGAGACAAUUUUCUCUACCAACCUCAUGUUUUGAUACGCACAUAAUGUUUGUACGUGUACAUUCCCCAGUUGAAAAGUGUGCUAUUCUUGGUUUUUUUCGGGUGGGGUGGUUUAGGGCAGUACAGGGAGUAACAGGCGGGGUGGUUUAGGGCAGUGCAGGGAGUAACAGGCUGGGUGGUUUAGGGCAGUGCAGGGAGUAACAGGCUGGGUGGUUUAGGGCAGUACAGGGAGUAACAGGCAGGGUGGUUUAGGGCAGUACAGGG
Messenger RNA from Acanthaster planci (crown-of-thorns starfish), 2375 nucleotides. Its product is annotated as 4-hydroxyphenylpyruvate dioxygenase-like protein. Gene Ontology annotation, molecular function: 4-hydroxyphenylpyruvate dioxygenase activity. Lineage: Eukaryota; Metazoa; Echinodermata; Asteroidea; Valvatida; Acanthasteridae. Gene Ontology annotation, biological process: aromatic amino acid metabolic process. The record is from RefSeq and is a predicted model, not a curated record.